Messenger RNA from Pseudomyrmex gracilis, 1030 nucleotides. It is a transcript of the gene mRpL9, whose product is annotated as 39S ribosomal protein L9, mitochondrial. NCBI's taxonomy places the organism in Eukaryota, Metazoa, Arthropoda, Insecta, Hymenoptera, Formicidae. Bases 134 to 934 code for a protein of 266 amino acids. Gene Ontology annotation, cellular component: mitochondrion; ribosome. The transcript has 3 exons. Gene Ontology annotation, molecular function: structural constituent of ribosome. Gene Ontology annotation, biological process: translation. The record is from RefSeq and is a predicted model, not a curated record.
GUGACUCCUUCCUAGUCGGUGACGUUAUUUUUGUCUAACUAACCUCUUUCGGUUUUUGACGGAAACUUUUCCAACACAUAAACAUCAAAAACAUUGAAACUUAUCUUUGAAGAAAACUAAACAAGAUAUAAAUAUGCUACAAUUUCCGAAAAUAUUUGUGAAUCACGUGAAAUUGUUGGCGAGACCUAUUUUACUGAUCGCACCAGAUCACUUGUCACAACAAACUCGGAAUACCUUUAUUCUCAAAAGAAGACAUCCAGUUCCUCUUUACAAAAAAAAUAGUAAACCCCAUCGUUUUAAAACAAGACAUUUUAUAUAUGAUCUUGUCGAAGAUGCAAAUAUAAGAAGGAAAAAACCGCUCGAUUUGAUUCUGACGCAGUAUGUGUCAGGACUUGGUAAUGCAGGUACUAGGAUAAAAAUGCAUCCGAACCAAGCGUAUGCAGAACUCUUAUUGCCUAAAUUAGCAGAGUAUGCUACUCCCGAAAAUAUUGAGAAAUACUCUAAAUUAUUGGAUCAACAGGAUGCACCAUUUAGUUCUUCUACUGUGGAACAAACAAUGAAAUACUUAUCGCAAAAGCGAAUAACAAUGAUAAUGUCACAGGACGUACCAUGGACGUUAGAAAAAUGGCAUGUAAGAGUAAGCUUUCGAAAAGCUGGUAUUUUAGUACCGGAAGAUAACAUAACAUUGCCUGAGAAACCGAUAUCUGGGCCAAAUAUGGAUAUAGAGGGAAAGGAGUUCUACAUAACUCUCACAAUUAAUAAUUGCGAGCAAGUGAAAGUGAGAUGUAACAUACAUCAUUGGACACCAGACAAGUCUAAACAAGUAUACGUUGAAGAGUUUUAUAAACUGCCAAACGAGCCAAUGUUUCCCGAGGAUAAACCAAUUUUGGAUUCUCUUCCUCCAUUUUGGAUAGAGAAACCACGGAUAAUAUAAUAUUAAAGAGAAAGUGGGGAACGAGGCUAAGACAGUUACUAUCUAUCUAGAAUCAAUAAAGCAUAAAUUUGAUUCUGUUUUACCUUCACUAUACAU